Grammomys surdaster is the source of this 6855-nucleotide messenger RNA. RefSeq names its product roundabout guidance receptor 1 (gene Robo1). The transcript has 29 exons. NCBI's taxonomy places the organism in Eukaryota, Metazoa, Chordata, Mammalia, Rodentia, Muridae. The record is from RefSeq and is a predicted model, not a curated record. Gene Ontology annotation, cellular component: axon; plasma membrane. The coding region runs from base 458 to 5257 and encodes 1599 amino acids. Gene Ontology annotation, biological process: axon midline choice point recognition; axon guidance; cell-cell adhesion. Gene Ontology annotation, molecular function: protein binding; axon guidance receptor activity.
GCUCUCCGGUAUACGGAGGAGCACUUUUUGGGGUGCAUCUCUUCAUUUGCUCUCACACCCCAACUUUGCAAUCGCCGCGCAGCGGCGCCAGGGCACACGCUGUGGAGGCGCACGCCGGGUGGCUCAGCAGGACUGUGGAGGCAGGAAACCUCGGUUUCGGCUCUUUGUUGUUCGCCUUGGAUGAGCCUUGGAAGUGGUUGAGCCUCUUCGGAAACCCGGGGCCAGGGAAGACAAAUCUUGGAAUUUUUCUUUGCAGAGGGCACUGAAGGAUUGACAAGCCUCCGGAAAGGUUCGACGAGAAAGUGCCCUGCAAACUCUUGGCGGAUUGACUCACGUUGCUUAUAUUAAGCCUCUUUGUGUGUAGGGUGUAUGGUGUGUGGCUUCCAUAAAUUUGGAGAUCCCCGCUUCUGCUCUCUUCUCUUGGCAUGAAACUGUAUGCAGGACCUACCCGAGGACAAUGAUCGCGGAGCCUGCUCACUUUUACCUCUUUGGAUUAAUAUGUCUCUGUUCAGGCUCCCGUCUUCGUCAGGAAGAUUUUCCACCGCGCAUUGUUGAACACCCUUCAGACCUGAUCGUCUCCAAAGGAGAACCCGCCACUCUGAACUGUAAAGCUGAAGGCCGCCCCACUCCGACUAUAGAAUGGUACAAAGGCGGGGAGCGAGUGGAGACGGACAAAGAUGACCCUCGCUCACACCGGAUGUUGCUGCCCAGUGGAUCUUUAUUUUUCUUACGCAUAGUCCAUGGACGGAAGAGUAGACCUGAUGAAGGGGUCUACAUCUGUGUAGCCAGGAAUUACCUUGGAGAAGCUGUGAGCCACAACGCAUCGCUGGAGGUAGCUAUUCUACGGGAUGACUUCAGACAAAACCCUUCAGAUGUCAUGGUGGCAGUAGGGGAGCCUGCAGUAAUGGAAUGCCAGCCUCCUCGGGGCCAUCCAGAACCCACCAUCUCCUGGAAAAAGGAUGGCUCACCCCUGGAUGAUAAAGAUGAAAGAAUCACUAUACGAGGAGGAAAGCUCAUGAUCACUUAUACCCGUAAAAGCGAUGCUGGCAAGUAUGUUUGUGUUGGUACCAACAUGGUGGGGGAACGGGAGAGCGAAGUCGCAGAGCUAACCGUUUUAGAGAGGCCAUCAUUUGUGAAGAGACCCAGUAAUUUGGCAGUGACUGUGGAUGACAGUGCAGAAUUUAAAUGUGAGGCCCGAGGAGACCCUGUGCCUACGGUUCGAUGGAGGAAAGAUGAUGGAGAGCUGCCCAAAUCCAGAUAUGAAAUCCGAGAUGAUCAUACUUUGAAAAUCCGGAAGGUGACGGCUGGCGACAUGGGAUCAUACACGUGUGUGGCAGAAAAUAUGGUUGGGAAAGCUGAGGCAUCCGCCACUUUGACAGUUCAAGAGCCACCACAUUUUGUUGUCAAGCCUCGUGACCAGGUGGUCGCCUUGGGACGCACUGUGACUUUUCAGUGUGAAGCAACUGGAAAUCCUCAACCAGCUAUCUUUUGGAGGAGAGAGGGGAGUCAGAAUCUGCUUUUCUCAUACCAGCCUCCACAGUCCUCUAGCCGGUUUUCAGUUUCACAGACAGGGGACCUCACUGUUACGAACGUCCAGCGGUCUGAUGUCGGUUACUACAUCUGUCAGACUUUAAAUGUUGCUGGAAGUAUCAUCACAAAGGCGUAUUUGGAAGUUACUGAUGUGAUUGCAGACCGGCCUCCCCCAGUCAUCCGACAAGGUCCUGUGAAUCAGACUGUAGCAGUGGAUGGUACUUUAAUCCUCAGCUGUGUGGCUACAGGCAGUCCAGUGCCCACAAUUCUGUGGAGGAAGGAUGGAGUCCUUGUUUCAACCCAAGAUUCUCGGAUCAAACAGCUGGAGAGUGGCAUGCUCCAGAUCCGCUACGCUAAGCUGGGUGACACGGGCCGGUACACCUGCACCGCAUCGACCCCAAGUGGUGAGGCCACAUGGAGCGCUUACAUCGAAGUCCAGGAAUUUGGAGUUCCAGUUCAACCUCCAAGACCCACCGACCCCAAUUUAAUCCCCAGUGCCCCCUCAAAGCCCGAAGUGACAGAUGUCAGCAAAAACACGGUAACUUUAUUGUGGCAGCCAAACUUGAACUCAGGAGCAACCCCAACGUCUUAUAUUAUAGAAGCCUUCAGCCAUGCAUCUGGCAGCAGCUGGCAGACUGUGGCAGAAAAUGUGAAAACAGAAACAUUUGCCAUCAAGGGACUCAAACCUAAUGCCAUUUACCUCUUCCUGGUGAGGGCGGCUAAUGCAUAUGGUAUUAGUGAUCCAAGCCAAAUAUCCGAUCCAGUGAAAACGCAAGAUGUCCCACCAACCAGCCAAGGGGUGGACCACAAGCAGGUCCAGAGAGAACUGGGGAAUGUCGUCUUGCAUCUCCACAACCCUACCAUCCUUUCUUCCUCCUCAGUCGAAGUGCACUGGACAGUGGACCAACAAUCUCAAUAUAUUCAAGGGUAUAAAAUUCUCUACCGGCCUUCUGGAGCGAGUCAUGGUGAAUCGGAGUGGUUAGUUUUUGAAGUGAGGACCCCAACUAAAAACAGCGUGGUGAUCCCAGAUCUCAGAAAAGGCGUCAACUACGAGAUUAAAGCCCGCCCAUUCUUUAAUGAGUUUCAAGGAGCAGACAGUGAAAUCAAAUUUGCCAAAACCUUAGAAGAAGCACCAAGUGCCCCUCCUCGAAGUGUAACUGUAUCCAAGAAUGAUGGAAAUGGGACUGCAAUUCUGGUCACUUGGCAACCACCUCCUGAAGACACACAGAAUGGGAUGGUCCAAGAAUAUAAGGUUUGGUGUCUUGGUAAUGAAACUAAGUAUCACAUAAACAAGACAGUAGAUGGCUCUACUUUCUCUGUGAUCAUCCCCUCUCUGGUUCCCGGGAUCCGGUACAGUGUGGAGGUGGCAGCAAGCACUGGGGCUGGUCCUGGGGUGAAGAGUGAGCCUCAGUUCAUCCAGUUAGGUAAGAGAGAUGAACUAGGGUCGGGAGAGAAUCAUCACAAUAUACUGUGUCAGAUCUCAGAUGUGGUGAAGCAGCCAGCGUUCAUUGCGGGCAUCGGGGCAGCCUGUUGGAUUAUCCUCAUGGUCUUCAGCAUCUGGCUCUACAGACACCGCAAGAAGAGAAACGGGCUCACCAGCACAUAUGCGGUAACUUAUCAAAGAGGAGGUGAAGCCGUCAGCAGUGGAGGGAGGCCGGGUCUCCUCAACAUUAGUGAACCUGCCACGCAGCCAUGGCUGGCAGACACAUGGCCCAACACAGGCAACAAUCACAACGACUGCUCCAUCAACUGCUGCACAGCCGGCAACGGCAACAGCGACAGCAACCUGACAACCUACAGUCGCCCAGCUGAUUGUAUAGCAAAUUAUAACAACCAACUGGAUAACAAACAAACAAAUCUGAUGCUCCCUGAGUCAACUGUUUAUGGUGAUGUGGACCUUAGUAACAAAAUCAAUGAGAUGAAAACCUUCAAUAGCCCAAAUCUGAAGGACGGGCGUUUUGUCAAUCCAUCAGGGCAGCCUACUCCCUAUGCCACCACGCAGCUCAUCCAGGCCAACCUCAGCAACAAUAUGAAUAAUGGCAGCGGGGACUCCAGCGAGAAGCACUGGAAGCCUCCGGGGCAGCAGAAACAGGAAGUGGCACCAAUUCAGUAUAACAUCAUGGAGCAAAACAAGCUGAACAAAGAUUAUCGGGCAAAUGACACAAUCCCUCCAACCAUCCCAUACAACCAAUCGUAUGACCAGAAUACAGGAGGAUCUUACAACAGCUCGGAUCGGGGCAGUAGUACAUCUGGGAGUCAAGGCCACAAGAAAGGGGCACGGACACCAAAGGCACCCAAGCAGGGUGGCAUGAACUGGGCAGACUUGCUGCCCCCUCCCCCGGCACAUCCUCCCCCGCAUAGCAACAGCGAAGAAUACAGCAUGUCCGUAGAUGAAAGCUAUGAUCAAGAAAUGCCCUGUCCUGUGCCACCUGCGCGGAUGUAUUUGCAACAGGAUGAAUUAGAAGAAGAGGAAGAUGAAAGAGGCCCCACUCCCCCUGUCCGAGGGGCAGCGUCUUCUCCAGCUGCUGUGUCCUACAGCCAUCAAUCCACGGCCACUCUCACCCCUUCUCCCCAGGAAGAGCUCCAGCCCAUGUUACAGGAUUGUCCGGAAGACAUCGGCCACAUGCCCCACCCACCAGACAGGAGGCGGCAGCCGGUGAGUCCUCCUCCACCACCGCGGCCAAUUUCCCCACCUCAUACUUACGGCUACAUUUCAGGACCCCUUGUCUCAGAUAUGGAUACCGAUGCCCCAGAAGAGGAGGAGGACGAAGCUGACAUGGAAGUUGCCAAAAUGCAGACCCGAAGGCUGUUGUUACGUGGGCUGGAGCAGACCCCAGCAUCCAGUGUUGGGGACCUUGAGAGCUCGGUCACUGGGUCCAUGAUCAAUGGCUGGGGCUCAGCCUCAGAAGAGGACAACAUUUCCAGUGGGCGCUCCAGUGUCAGUUCAUCGGAUGGCUCCUUUUUCACUGAUGCUGAUUUUGCCCAGGCUGUUGCUGCAGCUGCGGAGUAUGCAGGCCUGAAAGUGGCUCGCCGCCAAAUGCAAGAUGCUGCUGGCCGCAGACACUUCCAUGCCUCUCAGUGCCCUAGGCCCACGAGUCCUGUGUCUACAGACAGCAACAUGAGUGCUGCGGUAAUCCAGAAAGCCAGACCCACCAAGAAACAAAAACACCAGCCAGGACAUCUGCGCAGAGAAGCCUACACAGAUGAUCUUCCUCCCCCUCCAGUGCCACCGCCUGCUAUAAAAUCGCCCACUGUCCAGUCCAAGGCACAACUGGAGGUACGACCUGUAAUGGUGCCAAAACUUGCUUCUAUAGAAGCAAGAACAGACAGAUCAUCAGACAGAAAAGGAGGCAGUUACAAGGGGAGAGACGCUCUGGAUGGAAGACAAGUCACUGACCUGCGAACAAAUCCAAGUGACCCCAGAGAAGCACAGGAACAGCUAAACGAUGGGAAAGGCCGAGGAACAAAGGCAGCAAAGCGAGACCUUCCGCCAACAAAGACGCACCUUGUCCAAGAGGAUAUUCUUCCGUACUGUAGACCUACUUUCCCAACAUCAAACAACCCUAGAGAUCCCAGUUCCUCGAGCUCAAUGUCAUCAAGAGGGUCAGGAAGCCGACAAAGAGAGCAAGGAAAUAUGGGCCGAAGGAAUAUGGCGGAAAUGCAAGUACUUGGGGGAUUUGACAGAGGAGAUGAGAAUAAUGAAGAAUUAGAGGAAACUGAAAGUUGAAAACAACCAGAGAAGCUUACGAUGCUAAUGUGAAAAAAACCAUCACUCAAGAGGCCUCACGUCUGAUGACACACAAUACCAGAUGAAAUGUUCAGUGCAAUCAGAAUGGACAUAUUGUCGUUUUUAUUCCUCCUAUUGGGAUAACAUUUUUUAAAAGUUUCUUGGGUUUUUAGUGUUGCUGAUUGAUUGCCUAACCCUUAAUGAACCUCCCCAUGCCGCAUCGCUGUUGCAGCUGUUAUACUUGACUUCCAACAUUGGAAGUGUCUUGAAUGCUUGCUUCAGCCAUCAGCCAGCGAGAAAGAACAGACCAAUUCUUUUUGUGAUUUGCCCCUGAGAUAUGGCAUUACACUGCUUAUAUAUCAAGCUAAUUGAUAGCAAAAUAUUGAUCAAAGAUACAAAGGUGAUGACUCAACCUCAUGCCAAGGGCUCUCAAAGCAUAGUCGUUCUAUGACCAACUGCUAAUGCCAAGUAAAGCAUACUUCAUUUUACAUGAUUUUAGAAUCAGUCUUUCAUACCACCCUUUGCUGGGAUAAACUAAAAAUCUAUCACAUACAGAACUACAGUUAAUUUGAUUGGGCUAGACACAUUGUAAAUAUAUACUCUUUGCAACUCCUGUGGUACUUUAUUUUGUCUUUAUUUCAAUCAUUGAAAUAUAUUCUUGGAAAUGUACUUUUGGAUAAGUAGGGCUAAGCCAGUUGGACCUCUGGUUGUCUAGUCAUUGUGAGAAGUAAACCUAGCAAAAAUCUUGUUCUAUUUUUCAAUCAAAAAGCAACUACAAAUGCAUAUUACAAGCAAAUGGAUGUUUUUAAUGACCAAUUGAGUAAGGACAUCUCUAUCUUAACUGGCAUAAAUUUCUUCUGGUAGUGUCAGUUCAACUUUCAGAAGUGCCACUUAAGGAGGUUUGUUUGAUUUUUUUUGUUUGUUUGUUUUUGUAAUGCACUGUUUUUAAUCUUUUUUUUUUUGGUUUUAAAAGCACAAUCACUAAACUUUAUUUGUAAACCAUUGUAACUAUUAACCUUUUUUGACUUAUUGAAGAAACUGUUGAGAAGUGUUUUUAGCCUGUUUUGUUAAUGCUCUGUGUUUGUAUUUGCAAUAUUUGAAUGGUGACAGCUGGCGAGGUCAUAUACUGACUUUAUCGUGUGCUGUGAACCAAAUGGUUCCAAUUUUUCCUGGACUUAAAGAAAAAAAAAGUUGUUUUAAGAUUGUUGUGGCCAAUGUUGAAUCUUACAAGAUUUCCUUAGAAGCUCAUGAGAGGCAUUCCAACUUGGAAUUGCCAAGUGAUGCUCUGUGACUGUAGAUUUCUGUGAUUUUUUUUUGACAUUUUACGAAUUUCAUCGACUUUAUAAUUGGUGCUAUUGAAGUAAACAAAAUGAACCUUUAGUCAUGCAUAGGUAUCAGGCCUGACCCCACAAAGCCAAACAAAAUCGAACCACAAAAAAAAAUAAAUAAAAACAAAAGGCUGGUAUUCACCAAAAACUAAGUGUAUUCAUUUAGAUGAUUUGAAGAAGCCCCAUGUCCCAUAGAAAGGAUGUGCACUUCUAAGGGAACAAUCCACGUGAUUAAUGUUUUCAUUAUGUUCAUGUAAGAAACCUCUUAUU